AUGUUAACAGAUUUGCUUAUCAAAUAUGCUAUUCUUCUCACAAUUUGCGGUUUAGUCUUAGCAUCUGGUGUUGAUAUUGAUUCUAAGACUAACAUUGCCAGUUAUUUCACUUAUGAAUUCGGUGGUACUGAUUUACUAAGUUAUUGUGAGAAUAAUGACGCCAAUAUUCUUGCCAUUUCCUUACCAUUGAAGUUCAAUAAUUUGUACGCUGAUUUCUCAAAGGAUAAAAAAUAUAAAGUCGAUUAUAAACAACUAACGUCCGGUAUUGUUUCCUGCCAAUCGUUAGGGAAACAAGUUUUAUUAACUUUAUCCGUUAACUCACAAGAAUAUGGUUUCAAAGACGAUUCCGAAGCUGAAAUUUUUGCUCAAAACCUAUGGGACACAUUUGGUGAAGGUUCUGCUAAACAUAAUUCAAACAACCCAUUUGAAAAUAUAAGUUUGGAUGGUUUCAAUUUUAAUGUCACCGAUGUUUCUUCAAAUGAAGAUAACGAGGGUUACUCUGCAUUAAUCAGUAAAUUAAGAUCUCUUUUCACCCUUGGUAAGAAAGAUUACUUUAUUUCUGCUACUACUUACUAUUCAAACGCUGAACAGUAUAUCACAAACGACCUUUUGACAAACUCCGAUAUUGAUUUUAUCUUUUUGCAUGAUUCAGUGGGUCAAGACACAAAUAAAAAGUUGAUCAAUUGGCAAGCUUGGGUUAACUACUCACAGACCAUUUCCCCAAAUCCAGAAGUUAAACUUUAUGUUGGUUUACACUUUCUGGAAGAACCAUCUUUAUUGAAUCCACCUGAAUUUUCAGAACUUGUGAAAUCCAUCUCACAAUCGAAAUAUUUCGGUGGUAUUUCAUUUUUAGAUAUAAUGAACUCUCAAAAAAACUUAAAUGUUGUCUCUCAACUUAAAGAAAUAUUAGUCAAUAAUAUACAAAAUAAUUUUGUCGAAACAGUAGACACAACAAUUUUCAGAAUUAAUGUAAGUGAAAACAUUGCGAUUUCUACUAACUAG
Molecule: messenger RNA, 1002 nt
Organism: Tetrapisispora phaffii CBS 4417
Lineage: Eukaryota; Fungi; Ascomycota; Saccharomycetes; Saccharomycetales; Saccharomycetaceae
Exons: 1
Coding region: 1-1002 (333 amino acids)
Biological process (GO): carbohydrate metabolic process
Cellular component (GO): extracellular region
Molecular function (GO): chitinase activity
Source: RefSeq, a predicted model, not a curated record